Molecule: messenger RNA, 3147 nt
Organism: Mya arenaria
Lineage: Eukaryota; Metazoa; Mollusca; Bivalvia; Myida; Myidae
Product: toll-like receptor 4
Exons: 1
Coding region: 64-2688 (874 amino acids)
Biological process (GO): toll-like receptor signaling pathway; immune response
Cellular component (GO): membrane
Molecular function (GO): transmembrane signaling receptor activity; protein binding
Source: RefSeq, a predicted model, not a curated record
UGAUAAAUGUUCUCUUUAAAGGAUUACUCACAUUUCAUAUGAACGCAUUACAUUUUGAACAUCAUGGAACUGGAUACUUUUCUGGUUGUUUUUGCUUUGCUAAUUGCGCUCCCAAAUCUCUCGAUGUGUUGCUAUAAAUGUGGUCCCGACUUGAAAUGUUCUUGCACGGAUAUUUUACCGGGAAUGAUUGCCAUGGACUGUAAAGGAAGAAAAGUAAACAUUCGUCAGGUUUGUGAAACUAUUGCGCGAAUAUACUCAAAUGUGUCGGAUCUUAACAUUGCACGAAAUAACAUUGGUAACUUUAAUGUCGAAGACUUGAACCACUGUCGAAACAUCAGUAGUUUGAACAUGAAUUACAACCAGAUAUCGUCUUUGCCAAAUGGUGUCUUUAAAGAUUUUCAGAACAUAUUGACACUAGAUUUGAGCGAUAACAUGCUGGACAUUUACAAUAAAACGGCGUUUAACCCAAAUGUGCUUCCAUCGACUCUGACAAUCCUCAAACUCUUUGGCAACUUUCGAGAGGAUAGCAAGCUUGGAAAAAACUUCGCAUAUCCAGAUUUUACUUAUCUGCGGUACAUCGGAUUGUUGCAGAUGGACGGGGUUGAUACAGCUUUCGGUCCUCAGUAUAAAAACAGUGGCGUCAGAAAUUUAACUCUUUCAUCAAAAGGACCUUUGGGAUUCUGUUCCAUAAAGGACAUCUUUCCGACCACUUUCCACUCGCUUGAGAAUGUACGUGUCCUUGAUGUAUCCUCGUGUAGAAUUGAAAAUAUUUACAGAGAUGCCUUCAAAAACAUGAAGAGUCUUGAAAUUUUGGAUCUUUCUUUGAACAGACGUCUAGGAUUUAGCUCCCUGAUGAAUAUUUCAUAUUCGCUCCAGUUUACAAAUAUCCAAUUUCUGAAUUACUCGCGGGUUUAUACUUCAUUUGGCACUGGGACUAUUCUUUUAAAUAGAGAUUUGUGUUACUUACGGAAUACUUCUCUGAAAGCAAUGGCCAUUGAUGGUAACAAGAUUCAAAUGAUAGAAAAGAACACGAAUUUGCUACUUCCGAAGCAAUUUGAAACAAUGUAUGCGCAAGAGAAUAAAUUCUCUUUUGGGUUAUAUCUCAUUCAGUUGGCUUGUCUUCAAAAUAUGUUACAUAUUCAUGCAAAUAACCAAAACAAGAUGCAUUCACCUAUUACAUACCUUGCCGAACCUAUACCAAAAGAUGACAACGAUCGAAGCAGGGAUUCGGAAUGCCCAUUCAUGACGGAAGAAAGUUUGAAGUCCAUUGCGAAAUAUAUUCCCCAUUGUACGUACUUCCCAAAAAAUGAAACCGUUACUGACAUGAAACCACGUUUUCCCAAAUUACUCAAAAGCAUUUAUUUCUCUGGCUGCAACAUGGCAUACAGCCUUGACAAUACGCAAAUCAAUAUAAAACCUUCAAAUAACUCGCUUGAAGUAUUGGAUUUUUCAAGAAACGCUUAUCAUUCCUUGAGCGGCAAGAUAGGUCCAUUUCCAAAUCUUAAGUUUUUUACAAUCUCCCGUUCUUACUGUUCAUUCAUAAGUUCAGACAUUUUGUCAAUGGAAAAUCUUGAAAACCUUCAGCUUGAUCAAAAUUAUUUGGGAGGAAUGUUUGCACAGCAAGAAGAAGCAGACACGUUUGAAUAUCUAACACAUUUGAAAACGCUAAAUCUUUCCACAAACCGCAUAACAGUCCUCCAAAAGAAUAUCUUUAGUCAUCUCGAAAAUGUCGAAGAAAUUGAUUUAAGCUGUAACAAUAUCGAAAUGUUUGACGUCGAUGUAAAGACUUUGAACAAUCUGCUUCAUUUGAAUCUUCGAGGUAACGCUGUUCAUAAACUGAACCAUGUAGUAAGACAACUUCUCGAAGAUAAUUCAGAGCGAAUAGGAAAGAAUUUUACUUUGGACUUGAGGAACAAUUCAAUCGAAUACAGUUGUACCAAUCAAAAGUUUUUGUACUGGUUGCUUGAUCAUAAAGAAAGGUUACGAGGUUUUUAUGAGAUGGUUUUCUUUAGGUUAAAUGGAAGCUCUGUAGAUGCAAAUGCAUUUCUGCGCGAUGUGCCCCACUUGCGUGCACAAUGUAGAUCAUAUACAGUUGCGAUUGUAUUGUCCGCUUUGGGUGUAUUGUCAGCAUGUGUAAUCAUCAUUGGAGUCAUUUCGUACAAAAAGAGAUGGAAACUUCGGUAUUGGUACUACAUGACAAAGCAAAAUUACUUUGGCUACCGGCGACUAGUGAACGACUAUAAUGCUGAAAAUUACCGAUACGAUGCGUUUAUAUCUUAUUCAGAUCAUGACUUACAUUUUAUUCGAGGCGAAAUUAUACCAAGACUAGAGGACAGAGGGAUGAAGCUGUGUGUACACCAACGCGACUUCCUACCUGGUAUACCGAUACAGGAUAACAUAGUGGAUGCGAUACGAACAAGCAAGAAAACGGUAGUGAUUCUCUCAAAAACCUUUGUAAUGAAACAAUGGUGCAUUUUUGAAUUCAACAUGGCAAGAAUGGAAAGCAUUGACAAGCGUGUGAGCGAGAAUGGGUGUUUAGUGAUUGUACUGUACGAGAAUGUUCCCGCCAAAAUAAUGCCUCUCGAAAUUCUUGACUGGAUAGACAAUCAUUCGUACAUUUCCUAUACAAGCGACCCGGACGGCCAGCCAUUGUUUUGGGAAAAUAUGACAACAGCCAUAAAGCGUUGAUGUCCAUUAUAAAUUAAAAUUGACCGCUCAUUUCCAGCGCUUUUGACAUAAAAUUUUGGCUCAUUAUGACGAUCCCUCCAGCAACCACACCGAACAUGAGCCAUACUGAAGAAGCCGAAAUAUGAACAAAUGGUUAACAACUUGAUACUUUAUAUUUCAAAUGCAAAUAACUUUGUUGUUAUUAUUUUAUUCAUAGUAAAGUGCAAAUGGAUAUAUUAUGAUGGCAUGAAACUGUUUUAAAACUAACGAUUGAUAACAUUACUAAGGUGCGAUUUUAAUUGCAGCUUAAUCUUACAAAAUAUAGAGCUAUGUACAUUAAUUUUAAUUAAUUUAUUGCCCAUAUAUCUAAUAAUUGAAUUCAAGACGGUUUGUACUUAAAUGUAAAGCGUUUAUUUGAAAUCGUAUUUGUAUAUAAUGAGUUUGAUCAUAUGAAUCGAAUGUAAUAAAAGAGAAUGAAUC